Numida meleagris (helmeted guineafowl) is the source of this 1397-nucleotide messenger RNA. RefSeq names its product chromosome 16 C9orf142 homolog (gene PAXX). Gene Ontology annotation, biological process: double-strand break repair via nonhomologous end joining. Gene Ontology annotation, molecular function: molecular adaptor activity. NCBI's taxonomy places the organism in Eukaryota, Metazoa, Chordata, Aves, Galliformes, Numididae. The transcript has 5 exons. The record is from RefSeq and is a predicted model, not a curated record. Gene Ontology annotation, cellular component: nucleus; site of double-strand break; nonhomologous end joining complex. The coding region runs from base 33 to 995 and encodes 320 amino acids.
GAUCCCGGAGCGCCGCCCCUUCCGGCGCUGCCAUGGCGGAGCCGUCGGGGCCGUUCUGGGUACUGCGGGACGGCUCGGGCCGCUACCUCUGCUACUGCAGACCCGCGCCCGGCCCCGGCUCGGCCGCCACCGUCUUUGUGACUGACGCGCUGGAGGUGUGGGCCGGGCGGCUUGGCGGGGACGCGCCGGAGGACGGCGUCGCGGAGCUCAGGGCAGCGCUGGGCCGCGGGGCCGUCUCGCUGGGGCUGAGGGACGGGACGGCCACGCUGCGGCUGUGGGAGGGGCACGAGGCCCUGCUGCUCCCCCGGCUGCCCGCUGCCGAGGCGCGGCCGCAGCUCCAGGCGCUGCUGUUCGCCAUGGCCGCCCGCGUCCGGGACCUGGAGGAGCGCCUGGAAGUGCUUGGCACUCUGGGCUCUUCCUACAGCCUCGAGAAGAGCACCACCCGGAGCCAGCAGCCUGUCCUGCCAGGUGAGCAGUUCUGGGGGGUGUGCUGCACGCUUGUUUGCUUUCUCUUCCUCAGGAGGCUGCUGGGGCCGGGAACCCCCUGGGGUGCUGACCCCCCUCUGCUGUGGCUGCUGCCCCCACCGCUGUCAGUGCCCUCCCUGGCGCAGGAGGGGCCCGGCUCGGCACGGUGGCUCCUGAGAUGCCCAGUGCAUCAUGGGGCAGGGCAGUGUGCCCGCCUGCAGGGGAAGGCUGGCGUGGAUGCUCUUCUAGACUGGAGGCCCUGGCAGCUCCUCUGGGCCUUCCUCACCUGCUGUGUCUGCCGGAGGUGCUCCCCGGAUUCAGAGGGGCCUGUGGGACUGCCAGAGCCCCUGGCUGACCUCUUGCUUUCCCUGUCCCUCCCAUUCCUGGCUGAGGCAGACCCCAGUCCCAGAAAGAACAGGGCUGCUGGCUCUGCUUUGCCAGCGAAGAGGAAGAUCCCGGGAGAGUCCCUCAUUAACCCUGGCUUCAAAAGCAAGUCUGCUCCAUCUGGAGUGGACUUUGAAGACUCGUGACCUGCGCUGUCCCAUCCACCCAACAGCAGCCUUGUCAGCCACGCAUGCCCACUGAGGUCUCCCUGCACCCUGCCACUCUGCAGCUGUGACAUGUGCAGCGCCGGGAGCUGCAUGGGGCAGGUGGGACCUGCAGGCAGCACCAGGCGGCCCCGUUGGGCAGCGGCUCCUUGGCUGUGCUGGGGCAUGGCCUUGGGGGCAGCUGGGGCAGCGGUGACAAAGUGGUGGCUUUUUGUCCUGCGGCUUUUCCCUGCUGACAGGUGCCACCCCUCUGCCCCACUUGCUAUGAGUUGGUGGGGUUUUUAAAGUAGCACCGAAGGAUAUUUUUUAAAGGUUGUCUGUGCUUAACUUAUUGCCAGUAAAGCUUGUUUUGGCCAGCAGGUCUGGGGACCCGGCCAGCCUGAC